Messenger RNA from Psilocybe cubensis, 1965 nucleotides. RefSeq lists its product as uncharacterized. The transcript has 5 exons. Bases 1 to 1965 code for a protein of 654 amino acids. Lineage: Eukaryota; Fungi; Basidiomycota; Agaricomycetes; Agaricales; Agrocybaceae. The record is from RefSeq and is a predicted model, not a curated record.
AUGCUUUUACUCUGGUCCCUUCUAGCCCUUCAGACCUCUGAGGUCUUUCCCGAAUUCAGUGCUGAGCAAAAGGUGGCAUGGUUCGGUAUUUUAGGCUGGAUUGACAACCUUGGGAAGUGGUGUUACCAGAAGGAAAUGAGUGAAAUAUGUUGGCAGACAUUCUGCGCGGUGUGUGCAGCUUUUCUGGUUGAAGGAUUCAUCAAAGCUCUAGAUGGGAUGGGAGCCGGCUUUCCGAUCAAUAAUGGCAACCCGAACACAUCCCCUUUCAAUCUCGUCGGAUACGCUUUUCUACUGCAUGUUUAUUCAUCGCCUGUAACGCAUACAUUUACACCGGAUGGGGGUGCCUCUCGACCCGACAAACACGCUAUCAUAACUAUUGGAAUUCCCUUACUUCAGUUGACUAUUUUUCAUGUUUUAUCGAUUUCGAAACGCCUUUCAACACAUAGACUUUUCCCAACCGCUUUGACAUCUCUGCUAUCCCUUGCCCAUUUCCAUGGAACACUCUUUUCGCAUCAAUUAUUUAAAGUACCCAUCCCAACACCUUCAGCGACAAUUUCAGACACAACAUCAACACCUCAGGUCUCUCCUCAUCAGGGGCGGUCUUCGGUCAAUUAUCCUCUGUUGAACUACAUUCCUAAUGUAUUCGAGACUUUUUUAAUCGCCGUCAUACUUACUACCAUCUUCCUAAACGUCGUGAUGCAACUUCUAGUCAGAGGAAGGGUCGACCGCGUACUCAGCGGGCUGGGAGUCGGUCAAGGCACCAUGCUGCACGAUGAGGAAGAAGAUGAUCCUGGCUUCUUCCAAAGCUUACCUCUCGAGGAAGAUUUUGGCGUCCUUCUCCUCCGUGUUGGCAUUGCCAGCAUGGAAGCAACAGGUUUGCGCGGGUGGGGCAAUGAAGUUGCGCCAAUCAACCUUCCAGUGAGGUUCCGGGGACGUGACGAGUCUGGGCGCGACGCCUCCAACGGCCGAUUCGACAGCAACCAGCGCACACAUGGGAUGAUACGCCUGGGCCGCGAGCAAGUGGGCGAAGUGUACUAUGGAUCAGCUUCGCGGUCCGCCUCUGAAUAUGCCAUCGCUGGCUCAUCGUCAUCUGCUGUGGCUACCCGCACAAAAGAUUUGACAAGGAGAAGGAAGAAGAAGGCGAACUCUGUACACCUUCGCGGGUUCAACAACGACAUACGCACCGUCGACCUUGGCAAUUCUGAGAGUGGAAGUCACAAUCACAGGGGAUUCCUUCGGUAUUUGAAAGAGGUGUGGAUGUUCUUGGUCGUAUUUUGGGGAGUCCUUCGUGGGUUGGUGGUGUUCCUCAUUGAGCGGGCGAAAGGAAGUGUCAGGAUGAGGGAAAGUGCCUCAAAACCUCCUGUGGUAUCUCGCGGUGCUGGUGGUGCCAGUGGGUCAUCAAAAGAAAAUGAAUCAGACGGCGAAGAAGUUUCAGAGGAGGAGAUGAGGAGAAAAGAGAAAGAGAUAUAUCAACGGUUUUUGCGAGGCGAGGACAUCAGCGAUGAUGAGGAAGACGAGGAUGAUGAUGAUAAUGAUUCGCUAUAUUCCGACGAGGAUGAAGAAAGUGACGAUGGAGAAGGCGCUGAUGACAAUGAGCGAGAAGCAGAAGCGGUUGGCUUGUUCACAGAUUUCAUUCGAAACUCUAGAGAUCAGAUGCCGUAUGCCUCCCGUGGUAUCUCUACAGGAAGCAAUGGUGAAAUGGUGCUGGCCCAUCUUAUGCACGGCAAUACAGGCGCUUCACCUAGCCCUCUGACGAGGAGGAAAUGGAAUGCGCUUGUGAGGAACGACCCUAACUCACAUUCUACCAGGGCCGGUUCGCCAGCUAUGAUCGGAAACGGUGAAGAUGACGACGAUGGUUUCUGGGAAAUACCGCCGCCGACUAGGACCAGAAAUUUCAACAAUGACCAAAACGACGGUCGCCUUAAUAAUGCUUGGCUAUGUGUGAUAUGUGCCGUGAAGCUCUAG